This is a messenger RNA of Ilyonectria robusta, 1226 nucleotides long. RefSeq lists its product as uncharacterized. NCBI's taxonomy places the organism in Eukaryota, Fungi, Ascomycota, Sordariomycetes, Hypocreales, Nectriaceae. The transcript has a single exon. The coding region runs from base 118 to 1089 and encodes 323 amino acids. The record is from RefSeq and is a predicted model, not a curated record.
CUUGCACCCUGGAACAUCGAGCCAGAUUUGAUCAGGCAGCAGAGAACUGCCGGCAUAUAAACCGCGCUCUCUAAGUGACCACAAUACUGGAUUGCAACUCCUUGUAUCUCGGACAAAAUGACACAUCAGCUUCAUCUCCCCCUCGAGCUCAUUCUCCAAAUUGUAGAAGCUUCCCUACCAACCGGAGGGCCUCAAUUCAUCGCCAAUGUCUCGACUCCGGGCGCUCAACUGCUGGUCGCCUGGUCGCAGGUCUGCCGUGCAACGUACGAGCCGGCAACCCGGCUGCUGAGGCAGCAUUGCAUAUACAUUGACAGCUUUGCAAGACUCCAAGCGUUUCUACGAUGUCUAUCGGCCUCGAAAGCAUCCGGUCCCGCCUCGACCCUCCCGCCGGCCAUCCCCCCCGGAUCCAUCUCCUCCAUUUACCUGGGGCUAGGCACGGAUCCUCUCCUAGGAUUUGUUGGAUCUCUGAUAAUAAGAGACCUCUUGGUCGAGCUGGGUGACUCGGUCCGCCGGCUAAUUCUGGAUGUGCCGCUCCGCAGCCUUGACCAAGAGAGCGGACUUGACACGGCCUUUAACCAGCGGCUCUCCGAGGGUCUCUCGGCACUGAGCAAUGUCGAAGAGUUCGUGUCGGUUGGGGGGUUGCCAACUCUCGACUUUUGGCGUCACGAAUCCAAUUUCUGGGAGCGCUGGCCAAAACUGCGACGUCUGGCCGGCUUCCAGGUCAACAUCGCCGAGGAAUCGCUCUGGUAUCAUGUAACCAGGUCUCGCGCGCUUGAGCAAGUGGUUAUCUCUCGUCCACACCUGCUGCGAGUGGACAGGUGGAAUUUCAAGCGUGCCAUCGGUAAGUACUGGCGUCUUGAAUCCGGGGGGGAUCCCACUUUGGCCAGGCGCAUGCGCAUUGUGCUUGCGGAUCACGAGUUCACCCCGUCGAUCAUCGAUGAUUCGGAGGGAGACAAAAAUGACCCGAUGGGGCUUGUGUGUAUUUCGAAAUUUGAUGUGCCUAUAUCAGGCAAUUCGAUAGUGAGGACUGAUCAUGCUUGUCGGGAGUGGAUGAUCCAGGCGGCGAAGGAGGGGACUCUUUGGGGAUGAGACCUGAGGAUAGGUCUGGUCUGGAACAAAUCCGAUAGCCGAUUGAACAGGAUCAGGCAUUCUGGUGUAGUUUAUAUUUAUUUUAGCCAACUUUCGUGUAAGUGAAAUUGACGAGUUUUGGUGGUGCUUUUUUCUUU